This is a messenger RNA of Aegilops tauschii subsp. strangulata, 1562 nucleotides long. RefSeq names its product cytosolic sulfotransferase 5-like. Gene Ontology annotation, molecular function: sulfotransferase activity. NCBI's taxonomy places the organism in Eukaryota, Viridiplantae, Streptophyta, Magnoliopsida, Poales, Poaceae. The record is from RefSeq and is a predicted model, not a curated record.
AACGGCUCCAUGUCGUCACCGCACCAACCGGCUUCUUCCCUACCCAUUCAUAGCCAACAAAAGAUGGCCAGCUUCGCCUCCCCUCCCACACCAGCCAUGGCCCAACCGGCAGCACCAGCAGCUCCACCGAUGAGUUCACCAGAGCGCGCCACCGCCACCGAGAGUUCACCGGAAGACGCCCUAUCCGGAGAGAGCCUCAAGGACUUCAUAUCCUCGCUCCCGUCAAGGGAGGGGUGGCCGCAGACGCUCAUCCAGUACAAGGGCUACUGGUUCAAGCCGGGGAUGCUGGAGGGGGUCCUGCGCACCAGACGAGCCUUCCUGCCCCGCGCAGACGACGUCGUCCUUGCCACGCAGCCCAAGUGCGGCACCACCUGGCUCAAGGCCCUCGCCUUCACCGUCGCCACGCGGUCCCGCCACGGCCUCGGCGCCGCCGACCACCCGCUCCUCACCCGCCACGCACAGCACCUCGUGCCGUUCAUCGAGAUCCCCGGCGCUGGCGGGGGACACGUCGACACCGACACGCUCCCGUCCCCGAGGCUCCUCGCAACGCACAUGCCCAUGUCGCUGCUCAGGCCGGAGACGCGGUCGCUGGGCUGCCGGGUCGUGUACCUGUGCCGGGACCCCAAGGACACGCUCGUCUCCAGGCUGCACUUCGAGAACAAGCUGGUGGCGCGGGCCGGCGGCGCCGGCCUGUCCAUGGACGACGCCUACGACAUGUUCUGCGAGGGGUUCUCGCCCUACGGCCCCUUCUGGGACCACUGCCUGGAGUACUGGGAGGAGAGCGUGGCCAGGCCGGACACCGUCCUCUUCCUCAAGUACGAGGAGAUCAAGCUGGACCCGGCGCAGGUCGUGAGGAGGCUCGCGAGCUUCCUCGGCAUCCCGCUAACCGAGGAGGAGGAGGGCUCCAGCGUGGCGGAGGAGGUGGCGAGGAUGUGCAGCUUCGAGACGCUCACCGGCCUGGAGGUGAACCACGUCGGCGGCGUCAGCCACAGGAAUAAGGUUCACGUUGAUAACUCCGUGUUCUAUAGAAAGGGAGAGGUUGGGGACUGGGCGAACCACAUGAGCCGCGAGAUGGGGGAGAAGCUCGACCGCAUCGUCCAGGAGAAGCUCCAGGGCUCCGGGCUCGUGUUUUGAGCAAGAGCCAUUUGUCAUGUGUUCUGUUGUGCUUUCCACUCUGCUGCUCUAUGUUGAUUGUGGUUUAAUUUCGGGAAUAAGAAUUAAACAGUCAAGCAUAUGGCCUCAUCAUAGGCUGGGAUAUCGAUUCAUUCACAGCUAGCUGCUGUGCAGCUGUGAUUUUAGUGGUUGUAUUUGUCUGAAAGAACGUAAACUGUAUAUUUACACACUGCGAUAAAUGCUUCUGGGAUAGCAGGUGCAGGUUUACAGUGCGAUAAAGUUAUGUGCCGCAUAAUCCUAUUAUUGUAUCAGUUUGUUCAUUGAGGGGACAAAAUUAGCACAAAAUGCUGAUUUCUUCAACUACAGUUUGAUAGGGAGGUGCUAGGUCAAAAGAUUAUCUGAGAAAAUCAAAAACCUGAUCCCAGUGCGUACGUGGUGCAAGAAGAUUA